Messenger RNA from Nicotiana tabacum (common tobacco), 1450 nucleotides. RefSeq names its product pectin acetylesterase 8-like. Lineage: Eukaryota; Viridiplantae; Streptophyta; Magnoliopsida; Solanales; Solanaceae. Gene Ontology annotation, cellular component: plant-type cell wall. Gene Ontology annotation, molecular function: pectin acetylesterase activity. The record is from RefSeq and is a predicted model, not a curated record. Gene Ontology annotation, biological process: cell wall organization.
CUCAUAAGCAGUGUUUGCUUUCUGCUUCUAAAAUCUCCUGUCUUUCCCUUAUUAAUCUCAGCCCUUUUAAGAAGAAGAAGAUUCUUGAUAAAACAUCAAUAUUCAAUCCCUUUUUGCAAGAUGUCAACCUUUCUGUUGGCCUUGUUAUCUUUAGCAAUAUUGUCUACAACUAUUCUUAGCGCCGAUGAUAAUCAAUACAUAAAUAUUACAAUACUGAAUAGCGCGAUUGCACAAGGCGCAGUAUGCCUAGAUGGAAGUCCACCAGCUUAUCAUCUGGAUAGGGGAUAUGGUAGCGGACUUCGCAGCUGGAUUAUUGUCAUGGAUGGAGGCGCUUGGUGUCAAAGUAUAUCAGAUUGCCUUAGUCGUUCAACUACCGAAUUAGGUUCUUCUAAGCAGAUGAAGAAUGGAUCUCGGUUUGCUGGGAUACUUUAUAAUAAUCCCCAAAAUAAUCCAGACUUUUACAACUGGAAUAGGGUGAGGGUGAAGUAUUGUGAUGGUUCAUCCUUCACAGGUGAUAUCGAACAAGUUGACCCUGACAACAAGCUGUUUUUUAGAGGGGCAAGAAUAUUUAAGGCUAUUAUGAAAGAUUUAUGGAGCAAAGGCAUGCAAAAUGCUGAAAAUGCAAUUCUGAGUGGAGUUUCAGCAGGAGGGUUGGCUACAAUUUUGAACUGCGACAAGUUCAAAUCCCUCAUGCCAAAUGAUGCAAAAGUUAAGUGUGUCGCAGAUGCAGGCUUUUUCAUUAAUGGCAAGACAAUCUCUGGUACUUCAGAUAUUCAAGAGAUGUAUCAGAGAGUUGUGACAUUACAUGGAUCGGCUAAGAAUUUGCCUCCAUCUUGCACAUAUGCAAUGGAACCAAGUCUGUGCUUUUUCCCUCAGAAUGUUGUUCCAUAUGUCGAGACUCCAUUAUUUAUAAUGAAUUCACACUAUGACACUUGGCAGAUUGAAAAUAUUUUGGUUCCUAAAUACCUCGAUCCUCAACAUGUCUGGGACAAUUGCAAGAAACAAAUAAGCAACUGCACAUUUAGCCAACGUUUAAUUAUUCAAGUUUUUGGAGGGGAAUUUUUGAAGGCAUUUGAGGGACUCAACCCUUCUUUUACGAGCGGUUAUUUCAUCACAUCUUGCCAUUCUCAUGGUGCAAUUAUGUCGACGAAUUUCUGGUUGAGUCCUACCUCUCCAAGAUUACUUCAUAAGACAAUUGGUGAAGCUGUUGCGGAUUGGUUUUUUGAGAGAGCAGGGUUUCAAUAUAUAGACCUAUUUCCUUGUGCUCGAGAUUGUGAGAUAUAAUUAAGUCAGUGAACUUCUGUAACUAAUAGGCUUACAGAUGUUGUACUUGCUGCUCAUUUGGUGAUUCGUAGCGGUUGAGGAGGAGUUUAUUAAAGUUAGCUUUGUGUUUUACAAUUAAAUCCUAUUAUUCAGUAACAGUUUGUUUGGAUGGUUGUUACCCAUUGUA